Molecule: messenger RNA, 2857 nt
Organism: Lineus longissimus
Lineage: Eukaryota; Metazoa; Nemertea; Pilidiophora; Heteronemertea; Lineidae
Product: CUB and sushi domain-containing protein 3-like
Exons: 14
Coding region: 102-2654 (850 amino acids)
Source: RefSeq, a predicted model, not a curated record
AAAGGAAGUGGAGCACCGAGUAAUGUUCAGUCGCAAUCAUCGAAAUAAUCAGCACUUCGGACAGUCUGGAUCUUUCUACACGGCUACCGCAGACAGCGGACAUGGUGGCCCUUCGUGCUCUGUCGUUUGCCCUGGUUGUGUUAGUCACCAGUGGUUACGUGGCGGGUGAGACAUUCACAUCACCAAACUACCCGUCCGUGUAUCCACCUGGCAGCAAGGUGGCGAAAAGCUUCAAGUUCGGUACUGGUCUUCGUCCUCGGGUCGCUCUGAAAACGUUGUCCUUAGCUGAAAGAGAUAGCGUCACAAUCGCCGAAGGGGCUGCCAAUGGCACUUAUUGCAAAGGUUGGGAAUUAAGACGAUACACAGGGUUUAAUCAACCAAAGCAAGCCACAGUGUUUAGUGCAGGUUUGGAGGUAUGCAUCGCCUUCGAUGGUUCGAACGGAAAUGCUGAAGGAUUUGAGUUCCUUAUAGAAGGAAUCCCAAUUUGUAAUGGAACAUAUGAAGACGUAGAAAAGAGUGACAUCAUCAGCCCGAACUACCCAUUAUACUCUCCCAUUCAGAACAACUGCAAGUGGCAAGUCAUCGUCCCCCCAGGGCAGCACAUUUCGUUCAAGGUGUAUUCAUUCAACCUUGGAACCAGCUGCAGAAAUGCGUACCUCACAAUUUCAAAUUUAACAGAAUAUGCAGGUGAAAACUCAAAACAAUUCUGUGAGAUGGAUUUAUACAAUAUGAUGAUGGACACACUGGGAAACAGCAACGUCGUUUUCUGGUCCCGGAAAGAGGGACUUGGAUUCAGGAUUCAGUUUACUGUCUUGGGAUGCAAGAAGAGUGACCUACCCGCCAACGCUACAUAUGGAAAACACACCAACCCGCAAGCUCUCUACAACGAAAACUACAUUGCCAAGUUCCACUGCAAUGAUGGCUACAGGUACAGUAAUGACCUGGACGAGUUGGCCUUGACCUGUGCAAGUGACAAGAAAUGGCACCAGGUGACCGAGGCACCGAGGCCAACCUGUAUUCAAAUCCAGUGUCCCAGGCUUGGCGGUCCGCAGUAUGGCAGUGUUAAAUUUGACAGUGAGGCAAUCGGGAGUAAAGCUAUCUUCACUUGCGAUGAAAAUUUCUACCUGGUGGGCGAAUCUGUCCGGGUUUGUCAAAAGGAAGGCACUUGGAAUGGGACGACACCAGUGUGUCAGUUUAGUGAAAGCAUAGGCUGCCAAGAGAUUGGUGACCCCACGUUUGGCAAAGUCAUAGGGAAUGGAUCGACUACCAACUCGGUACUUGCCUUCGAGUGUAACAAGGGCUACACUUUGAACGGGCCCGCUAACAUCACCUGUCAGGCUGAUGGUAUCUGGAGCGGAAGAUUACCCACAUGUGACGUGGUGAGAUGUCCGGCUCUGACAGCCCCCUUGAACGGUGACAUUCAAAAUGUCGACCGCGAAUACCAAGCGGUGGCGUCGUACACCUGCAAGAGUGGGUACCGAUUGGUCAACAGUACGGAUGGGAAGAGGGAGUGUUUGGAAACUGGGUCGUGGAGUGGACCAGAGCUGUUUUGUGAAGUUAUCACGUGUCCAAUACCAAACGUACAUGGCGGCAAUGCGACUUAUGACAGUCUGAUGAUUGGCGGUCAAGCGAACAUAACGUGUGACAAGGGUCACGAGCCUAUGAUCACGGGUUACAAGACAGCUGUUUGUUUGCCAACUGGUGAAUGGUCUAUAGUCAUCCUUGGCUGCUUUAGGGUUCGCUGCCCCCGUCUUGACAACCUCACUAACGCGGAUGCAGAUUGGGUGAGUCAUGCCUAUGGGAACGUCGUAACGGUGGAGUGCAGGCCUGGCUUCUUCUUCGACGAAUAUUGGUCUGUCAAACAAAAGGAGGCACGCUGCACAGAAACUAAGGAGUGGAGUGUUAAUGUAACACAAGGUUGCCUCUUUGCUCCAGUACCAACUUCGCCGCCAGUCAAACCUGUAACGACAACGACAACGACUACAGUAACAGUAACACCGAUAGCAACACAAACAACAACGACAACACCCACUUCACCCACAACGUCCCCGGAAUCAACUUCCACCAGCGCAGCUAUAAAGGAAGGCACAACAUCUGUACCUUCUACAGAGUGGAUUUUAAAUACCACUGCUUCUGAAACCACUUCUUCACCUAUUAAAGUUGUCACCGUUGAACCCAAUUCCACAGCAACCGUAACGAGUGGCCGUUUUUCGACAAGAACGCCAACAACUGACAACUCCCAUGAAAGUACUACGGCGGGCGUUACUCCAACUCUUAACUUUACGACCAAGGAACCACGCGCUACUACGACGAAGCAACUGUCGACUGCAGCGACCACUGAUAUUUCGACGGUCAGCACGGGAAAUUCCACACUGAACACAGAAGGGAAUGGUACCAAUGCAAAGCAAACUGAAGGUGGAAAAGAUAAGAGUGGUGAAUACAUUGGCAUUGGCGUUGGCUGUGCGUUACUCGUGAUUGUAUUGGUCGUGGUUGCCAUUUGGUACAUUAGGAAAUCUAACGCAGUUCCGAGUGAGAGAUUGACGAAUGAUAGUGGUGCCUUCGAGAAUCAACUGUAUGACCUGGACUCGGUCAACGUGACCCCAGGGGAUAAUGAACGGGCUAUUGAUGUACACCAAGCAAGUUUCAAUAAUUAAAGAAAAACUAAUUCGCCAGUGAAAAAAAUACAGAGGAAGUAAGAUUGCGGUGAUAAUAUCCAAGCAGAUCGAAGGAUUAUCUAUACAACUUAACAAAAGGUAUAGAUUUUGAAAAUUAGUAUUUCAUUCAUUCUUCAUAUUUCGCCUUGAAAAAUAUCAUCAGAAAUUGAUGGGGCCGGGUGAGUUAAGAUUGGUAUCUUUGU